Messenger RNA from Dermacentor silvarum, 1139 nucleotides. RefSeq lists its product as uncharacterized. The record is from RefSeq and is a predicted model, not a curated record. Bases 30 to 1139 code for a protein of 369 amino acids. The transcript is spliced from 2 exons. NCBI's taxonomy places the organism in Eukaryota, Metazoa, Arthropoda, Arachnida, Ixodida, Ixodidae.
GCUGGGAGGCCCUCCCUGCGAAGCCUGCUAUGGAGGAGAUGGUGGUCGACCCGUCUAGCGGCAGGGACAGGCCUCCCGUCGCAAGGAAGCGCCUCAGCUCCUCGGUGGAAUCAGAAGCUGCCGAUUCCGAAUCUGACGCCAGGUCGGACGACUCGGACGCCUUUAUACCUGCUAAGCAUCGGCGUUCAAGACGGAAGUCUUCGACAUCGUCAUCAAGCGAAGCAACCAUUAUAUACAGCAGCAUCGUGACUACGACAGUAGCCUUCGUACCAGUCGACGUGAUGGUAAGCCUGAAUGCCAUCUCCAAACAGAAAUUGCAUGAUUUCUUCUUCAAACUGGCACCGGGUCUUAUUCAAGAGGUUCGAGUAAACCCAAGGAAAAAUAUCAUUGCCGUGGACACAACAGAUGAGAAGACGGUGCAAACUCUACUUGGUCUGUCUCAACUCUGUGGUGUCAACACGCGGGCUUACAUACCUCAGGGAGCGGAUGUAACAGCUGGCGUCAUAUCCGAUGUUGACCUCGAACUUCAAGACGACGUGUUAAAAAGUAUGAUCGUUUGCACGCCACCAUGCAAAAUCAUCAGCGUUCGACGGCUCGGCUCGUCAAAGUGUGUGAAGCUUCUUUUCGACUGUGCAAAACUGCCUAGUCAUAUAAAGGCUGGACUAGUGCGAUACCCAGUUCGGCCUUUCGUACCAAGACCCUUACAGUGCCGCAAAUGUUUAAAGCUUGGUCAUGUGCAGGGUUUCUGCACAAGUGCUGUGGUGUGUGCCAAAUGUGGUCAAAAUCACGACGCAAAUUCUUGCGACAGUCCGACAUCUCGGUGCCCGAACUGUAACGGUGAACACUUGGCAACAGACAAAGAAUGUCCCACACUGAAGAAAAAACUAAAGUUCCUUAAAAAGAAAGCUAAGAAGAAAGCAUCAGGAGAGAAGCCGAGUAGCCGCAGUGCCCGUCCAGCGGCUACAAAUGGCAAAACUGAAGAUAUACCCGCACCUACUCUGCUGGCGGCCUCGAGAGACACCAAUCCUGCGCUCUUUGGCGCCAACCCUCCCCCUCACAAAAAGAUAGCCAUGUGCGGGAGCACAGCAGGAGGCCGGACGUGCGCAUUUUCCCGCCAGGAAUGCAGCAUCGUCAUGUGA